AUGGAUGCAGCUAAGAGGGGCACCGACAGGGAGAGGGUGAAGCUGGAGUUCUCCAAGUGCAACAUCAGCUAUGGGGAGAGCCAGCCGCUCUCUGUGCUGCACGGCUGCCCGAGCUCCACCGCGCUUUCACUCGCCGACAUUCCCUCAGAGAGCAUCUCAGUACCCAUCAACACCAUCCCAGACCCACUUGCACCACCCACCAAUUGCACCACCAACACCACCACCACCACCGGCACUACCACCGCCACUGCCACUGCCGCCACCGCCGCCACCACCACCGGCACUGAUACCGGUGCUGGCUCUGGGAGCAGCAAUGCUGGGGGUGGUAAAGGAGCAGCAGGAGCAGCAGCAUUGCACGGGUCCCGUGCUGCUCUGCUGGUAACCGUUGCGGUUGUUGGGAUUGCAAUCCUACUCUAG
This is a messenger RNA of Closterium sp. Naga37s-1, 417 nucleotides long. NCBI's taxonomy places the organism in Eukaryota, Viridiplantae, Streptophyta, Zygnematophyceae, Desmidiales, Closteriaceae. The record is from the annotation of a GenBank genome assembly.